UCCCAGGGUUCUAAGAUAACAGGUGUGAGCCACCGCGCCCGGCCAAUAACAAUUCUUAAAAAUGAAAGGAAGUCAGCCCCUGGGAGGUGUGAUGAGUUGCGUGCACCCAAUAUUCAUGUUCAUCAGUAUGGGAAGUUCUCUCUGACCAGGAGGUUCCAGCUGGUCCUCCUGUUUCCCUCUCUGCCUCCUGCUUUUCCACCCCAGCCAGGACACUUAUUCUCUCCCUCCAUGCCCUCUUGUCCCCUGGCACUUGACUUCCAAGCUUCCCUUGGCAUCUGUGCUCUGAGCUGAGUGCCAAGGUGAAGAAGGGGCUUGCUUGUAAGCCCAUGUGGAAGAGGUCACAAUGUGGCCUCUGUGAUGAGGUCUCUGAUAUAGUAAUAGCUUGGCUGGCCCACAAGACCCCUUUGGGGAUCAGUUUCCUCAGGGAGACCACAGGACACAAGAAGUGUCAUCUCUCCCUUUUACCCUCUAGCCCAGGCCUUGUCAUUUCCCUUCAGUGGACAGCAGGUGGCAAAGUACACAGAGUGCCACGUGUCAGAGCCAAUCUACUAUCUGCCCGGGACACCAGUGUCAGGACCAGAGAUGAAGAUUCGAUGCUGGAAUUUGGGUCUGGUGAUGGCUACCUGUCUGCUUUCAUUGUGGCUCAUGGCCUCCUUCCUAGACCAGUUCUCCAGCCAGAACAAUCUCUAUGACGUGGCGAGAACACAGUUGAGGACCUGCCACUGUCCCAGCAACUCUUCCAGAAAAUGUGGCUGCUACCAUGAGGUCCACAGUUGCUCCGUCUGCCUCCACAUACCUGGCGAGUCCGACUGGUUUGACAGACGCUUUGCAAGCGCCAUUGAGCCCCUGCAGAGGUCAGAAGGGCCAAUGUCCUAUGAUGCUCUGGUAUGGUGGAUGGGACUUCAGAGUGUCAACUUAGUGAGGGAGACUGAGAAUAAGCAGCAGCAGCUGAUUAAACCACCUUCCAGACGCCCACUGGGCCCCAUGCAGUCCAACUGCCAGACCUGUGCAGUGGUAGGAAACUCAAGGUCCCUACGGGGCUCUGGCCUUGGCUCCAGGAUUAACCAACAUGACAUGGUUCUCAGGAUAAACCAGGCCCCUGUCCAAGGGUUUGAGGCAGAUGUGGGGAACAUGACCACCAUGCGCAUUAUGUACCCAGACAUUGCCAGCACUCAAGACCCUGGUGCCCAACUGCUGCUGCUUCCAUUGAAUUCAUCUGCUCUGGAGUGGUUCAUAAGUGUACUGCAAAAACAAAAUUACUACUUCAAGGCAAAAAACCCUGGAUAUCGGAUGGUCCAGUACCCUGAUGGAAAUGAAGACAAGAUCCUGGUCAUCAGCCUCUCCUUCCUCAAGUACAUCCAGGAAAGUUGGCUGGAGUACCAGGGUCCAUAUCCAUCCUUGGGGUUCGUGGCUCUGUUGUAUGCCUUGCAUACCUGUGAUCAGCCAUAACACCCCAGAAGCAAUGAUCAACUUUGGCAUCCAGAUUUUGCUUUCUAAAUAUUUUUUUUCCACUAAAAGAUUCCAGGUCUAGACAAGAAAAGUAUAUCAAAACGUGGACAUCAAAUUUGGGACAAUUUAAGCUCAAAAAUAGCAAUCGUCAUGACUGAAUCAUAGUAAAUAUAUAUUUAAAAAACGUUGAGCCCAUAAUGAUACUCAAAGAGAAAGAAAAUAUUGGAAGUGACUAUUACAUCAACCCCUUACUCUGAAAACUGGUAAUUAAAGGUGUGUAUGUGGAGGGGGAGCAUUUAUCCUCUGUUUUUAGUAGAAACAAUAGUUCCAGGUAACCCAACAGCCUCAGUAAAUGACAGUUUUCAGUUGCUGGGUAUCUAGAACAAAUGUCUGCUACAUUCUACCCUUUUGGCUGCCCAACAACCAUACACAACCUAACAAAAUGCAAAUUGUCCCUCAUAAAACUGGAAACACAUUUACCCACCUCCCUAAGGACAUCGUGGUGUACUGGGUGUCUAGAAAUGAGGUAGCUGAGAGCCAGAAUCCAAGAAUCCCCAAAGCUGUGGGCAGUGCAGCAUGUUGUUCCAGAUACUGAACCUAUUAUGGCACCAUAUAAACACAUUAUUAUUUAGAGGAAUAAAGUUAAAGCAAAUCUACCAAAGAAAAAAGUUUAGAUAGAUAGGAAAUUUAUUUUUAACCCUAUUACAAAGUUUUCCUAAAGUCUAUCCUCAAGAGGAAAAGCUCUUCCUCUUCUCUUUCUGUCUCUUGCUUGACAACCCUGCUCUGGGAAUAAAUGGUCUGUCUCUCAG
Molecule: messenger RNA, 2258 nt
Organism: Microcebus murinus (gray mouse lemur)
Lineage: Eukaryota; Metazoa; Chordata; Mammalia; Primates; Cheirogaleidae
Source: RefSeq, a predicted model, not a curated record